Actinia tenebrosa (Australian red waratah sea anemone) is the source of this 3919-nucleotide messenger RNA. Its product is annotated as melanocyte-stimulating hormone receptor. Gene Ontology annotation, biological process: G protein-coupled receptor signaling pathway. Gene Ontology annotation, molecular function: G protein-coupled receptor activity. Lineage: Eukaryota; Metazoa; Cnidaria; Anthozoa; Actiniaria; Actiniidae. Gene Ontology annotation, cellular component: membrane. The record is from RefSeq and is a predicted model, not a curated record.
AUGGACCAUUUUCGUCAUUUUCGAGUGAUCUGAAAUAAUCCCUUCUCUCGAGGGUAAAGACGUUUAAUCUACACUUCAGAAAAGCUUCAGGCUGUAGUCACGAUGACCCUCUUAGGGAGUUGUGAACGCACAAACUGCAUUCUAGGUUCACAGAUCAAUUAACCCCGAAUUUAUGAAUGAAUUUCCUUCCGUGACCGCAACCCCUUCGAGUCCUUCGCCUAAAAGGUGGGUUCGUACCACAUCUGGGUUUGAAAGAUUCUUUUUGUGGCAUCUGUGUUUCAUUGUGUACGUCUGUGAAGAGUGAAUUUGUAAUUCAAGUGGCGCCAGCUUGACUAUAACUGAAAGGAUCUUAAGUUAUAUUUAACAAUUAGGUAUUUAUAGAUAAAAACUACACGUUCCUGGAAUACGAAUAUCACAUUCAAGAUGAACUCAACAAGAUUGUGUGCCAACUUCUUGCUAGCAAAAUCCACCGACUCUGAAAACUGGGGAUCGACGUAUGAGAUAAUUGUUUGCACAGUCAAUUCCCUCCUCGUUGUCCCGACAGUCUUAUUCAACAUAAUGGUCAUUGUAACCAUCAUAAGGACACCAAACCUACGAAAGCCUUCCUACUUUUUAAUGUGCACUCUGGCAUUUACAGAUUUGGGUGUUGGUGUCAUUGUGCAACCGCUGUACAUACUGCGUAAAGUAUCCGCGUUGCAGAAGGAUUAUAAUUUGUAUUGUAAACUUUUACAGGCCGGAGAUAUCCUGGCGCAUUUGAUCUGCAGUCCGUCAUUCUUUAUUGUCACUGCUACAAGUGUGGAUCGCUAUUUGGCAAUAACUAUGGGGAUCAAAUACAGACAGAUUGUGACUACUUCGAGGAUUAUGCUAACAGGUUUAGCAGCGUUGUGCUUUGCAGCGACCAUUACAUCUAUUCGAAUCGUCGCAAAGAAAGAAAAAUACAUGGCGUUUGCUGCAGUAAUCAUGUUUUUCUGUCUAUUGAUAAUAACGUAUUGUUAUUCAAAAAGCUUAGCAGCGCUCAAAACAUUACAAACUAAAGUCGGUGUAGCCAGCACUAAUCCAAGGCCUCAGGUUAAAAACAAGAGUUUUGAUAUCGCUCAAUACAAGAAAGCGCUUGCCACAAUGGGCAUCAUCACUACAAUAUUAUUUUGCUGCUAUAUUCCAUUCGUUUCAGUGGUGAUUGGAAUCGCAAUAAACGGACGAAGUGCCGUACUGAACAUUGCAAGAGAGAUAACCUUUACACUUCUAUACGUAAACUCGUGCCUGACGCCAAUAAUUUAUGGCUGGCGAAGCAAGGAGCUUAAACAAGCUUGCUUGCAGAUGAUUGUUGGAAUGUGGAAACGAAAUCCGCAAUCGAAUUUAGAAGUGACUGAGAAUGAAAACAUUACUCUGCCGAGUUGAAACGAAAUGAUUGAAUGACAAUUCGUUGCCACUAGUCUACCUCGCAGCCGUUCUUGGUGUCGUCACGCUACGCUUCCUUCACAUUUCGUUGCGCCAUCUUAAAAGGUAGCCGUGCCUUUGCAUUGAAGCGAGAUGAACGGUGAGCUUGCAAUAUGAUAGAUCUUUAAACAUCUUGAACAAUUAUUCACAUGUCUCUAUCAUUGCAAGCUCACCGUUCGUCUCGCUACGAUGCAAAGGCACGGUUACCUUUCAAGAUGGCACAGGGAACUGUGAAGAGGCAAAACCUGUUAGACAUCACGCCAUCCACCCAGGAGUGGUAAACGCAUUAUAUAGAACUAGAAGGAGUACAACAAAUGAUACGAUACAAUAGACUUUAUUAAACCCAGUGAGGCCUCUAACUUACGGCCCUCAACAACUGUGAACUUUGAAAUGAAGCUGUGCAAACGAAGUAUAUAUGAAUUCAAAAGAAAAACACCUAAAACUUAAGAGAAAAUACAAGCUUCGAGAGGGGAAAACAUGCUACAAGUUGAAAGCUGUGUGCGAACGAAGUAAGAAUUCAAAAGUGAAAUGGUAUAUAAGAAUUCAAAAGAAAACACCUAAUACUUAACAGAAAAUAUAAGCUUCGAGAGGGAAAAGCAUGCCACAAGUUCAAAAUAUGGCCGGAAGGGAACAAUAGCUUCUCUAACUUCAAUGAUCUCAAUAUCAACCAUCCGAUGGACAGCUGUUGACAAUACUAACUAUUCCUUAAAGCUGAGAUCAGAAAAAUCUCGGCUUCUAAAAACUAACAACAAAGAAGUUGCAUUAUGUGACGUAAAACCACGAAUUGGGGACAACGUUGGCAACACACACCAUUCCCUUACUCUUUUUUUUUUUAAUGGCCUUAGCGCUCUCUCGAUAUUUAAUGACGGGUUUUGAAGCUGUGUGAGGGUACUUCAGUAGUCUGAAUGAAGAUUAGCGUCGUAGUAAUAGAUUUUAUAGAAAAAAUACUGUACAUCUGGUUGAAUUAGCCUUUCCGAGGUUGAGCUAAAAAAGAAAUGUGUCGAGUUAGCAUUUGAUGCAGUGUAUUGUGGCGCUGUUUUAGGAGAUAUAUUUCCAAGAUGGCGUCUAUUUUGAUCCUCUGGGACAAUCCCACAAUGCACUGCAAUGCCAACUCGACCCAUUUUUUUCUCCUCAAUCUCGAAAUAGCUAAAUAUAGACUUAGAGCUGUUUCCAUGUUUCUGCGAUGUGGUGACUCCUAGACAUUUUGUUUUGUUUUGUUUGUUUUUUCAUCAAAUGUGGUCAACCACAUUAAAACACCUGUACAUAUUCUAAAUAUUCUCCACAUAUGUAUACUGUAUGUUAAACACUGGUGCGGUCAUGGUACUAGAUAAAUUUAGUGAUUUUCCCUUGAAAAGUUUUUGCGUGAACAUGUGCAAAAUACUAAGUAGUUGAUAAUACUGUGCCUACUGCAGUUUUCGCAUGACUGUGAAACGUCGAUGCCGCAUGCGUGCCUUGUUUCAACAUUGGUGUUUUUCUAGAAUUUUAAUAGGCUUAUUUUUUCUCGUGCUAUGUGAUUGGUCUGACAGUACCGUGACUUCAGAGGCGUGACCGUGUCCCCACCGUGUUUUAGGUAUUUGAUUGGAUGGAGAGUCAAUUCUCGUGCAAUGUGAUUGGUCUGGUAGUGCCGUGACUUCAAUGGCGUGACCAUGUCCCCACCGUGUUUUAGGUAUUUGAUUGGAUGGAGAGUCAGUUCUCGUGCAAUGUGAUUGGUCUGGCAGUGCCGUGACUUCAAUGGCGUGACCAUGUCCCCACCGUGUUUUAGGUAUUUGAUUGGAUGGAGAGUCAAUUCGUGCAAUGUGAUUGGCCUGGCAGUGUGGUGACAUUUAGAAACUCGUGUUCGCGCCGCGCGUGUUUAUGUCGUUAACAUUUUUCGGGUAUUUCAUUGAAUGGAGAGUAAAUUUUCGCGCUAUGUGAAUGAGGACAUACCCUGCCGUGUGACGACGGUGUUCGUGCUGCGAGCUUUUCACAGUCAUACGAAAAUUACUCUAUAUACAUAUAUAAAGGGCAAUGUUUAGGGCUCAGCCACUUCAGGACUGAGUUGUAGACUAGAAGGAGUAGAAGUUUGGACAGAUAAAUAAAUUCUAAAGAACAUGCGUAAUAAGUAAAUUACGAGCCUUAGAUGAAACGACUGAAGAAGAGUGCCAUACAAGCCUUUCACAACUUCAAGUCGCGUAAAAAAUGAGCCAGCUCAACUAGAAACUGUGUCCACAAUUUCUAGUUGAGCAGGCUCAUUUUUUACGCGACUUGAAGUUGUGAAAGGCUUGUAUGGCACUCUUCUUCAGUCGUUUCAUCUAAGGCUCGUAAUUUACUUAUUACGCAUGUUCUUAUUUGAUAUCCGAACCCAUCCCACACGGCGCACUGCCACACUUAAAUUCUAAAGAACUAAGUGACCACAUUAAAGGAAUUAUGUUAGCUUUGGAGCUCGUGACCUGGUCUGCUAGAAAAUUUAAAAAAAAUAAAAUCACAUUACGCAUGCUCAUAA